GAAUUUUAACCAGUGACAGCAUCAGUGAAUUGACUCAUGAUUAUGUGUUUGUGACACCUGUCAAAGUGGAUUCCCGUGGAUCGUACAUCUCACAUGAUGUUUUGCACAGUAUUAGGAGAAAGAGAGCAACUCAGAGUUCAAAGAGUUCAUUGCACUACAAAUUUUCAGCAUUUGGACAGGAGCUUCACUUAGAACUUAAACCUUCGACCAUUUUAAGCAGCAGUUUUAUUGUCCAGGUACUCGGGAAAGAUGGAGUGUCAAAUUCUCAGGAACAUGAAAUUGAGCAGUGUUUCUACCAGGGAUUUAUAAGGAAUGAUAGCACCUCUUCGGUAGCAAUAUCUACAUGUGUAGGCUUGUCAGGUUUGAUAAGGACACGGAAGAUCGAGUUCCUUAUAUCUCCGUUACCUCAGCAGCUAGCACAGGAGCACAACUACACAUCACCUGCUGGACACCACCCUCAUGUGUUAUACAAGCGAACGGCAGAACAGAAGGUGCACCAGUACACAGUACAGUCCCAUCCCAAAUACUUUUCUUUUGGCCAUCACAGAAUGCGCACUUCCCACGAGUAUCAUGCUCAAGCGAAUGGUUACCACCAUGGAAGGUUUCAAAAGCAACAUUUUUGUGGACGUCGCAAGAAAUAUGCACCUAAGCCACCCACAGAAGAGACAUAUAUUCGUUCAGAUGAGUAUGGGACAUCCAUGAGGUUCAAAAGAUCAUCUGCUAAAAUUCAGAAAAAUGGAAGUCUAAAUGUUGAAACCCUUGUUGUGGCAGAUAAAAAAAUGUUGGAGAAACAUGGCAAGGAAAAUGUAACAACAUACAUCUUGACUGUCAUGAACAUGGUCUCUAGUCUGUUUAAAGAUGGAACAAUUGGAAGUGAUAUAAAUGUUAUUGUUGUAAGCCUGCUUCUUUUGGAACAAGAACCUGAUGGGUUACUGAUCAACCACCAUGCAGACCAGUCCCUGAACAGCUUUUGCCAAUGGCAGUCUGCCCUGGUUGGGAAGAAUGGGAAGCGCCAUGACCAUGCCAUCCUGCUUACAGGUUUUGAUAUCUGCUCUUGGAAAAAUGAGCCCUGUGAUACUUUAGGAUUUGCACCUAUCAGUGGCAUGUGCAGCAAAUACCGCAGCUGCACCAUCAAUGAAGAUACAGGCCUUGGACUGGCUUUUACAAUUGCUCAUGAGUCUGGACACAACUUUGGUAUGAUUCAUGAUGGAGAAGGAAAUGCUUGCAGAAAAGCUGAGGGAAAUAUUAUGUCUCCCACACUCACGGGAAACAAUGGAGUGUUUUCCUGGUCUGUAUGCAGCAGGCAGUAUCUCAACAAAUUUCUCAGUACAGCUCAAGCUGCCUGCCUGAUUGAUGAACCUAAGCAAACAGGACAGUAUAAAUACCCUGACAAACUGCCAGGGCAGAUCUAUGAUGCUGAUACCCAGUGCAAAUGGCAAUUUGGAAUGAAAGCAAAACUAUGCAACCUCAGCUUUGUAAAGGAUAUAUGCAAAUCUCUCUGGUGUCACAAAGUGGGUCACAGGUGUGAGACAAAGUUCAUGCCUGCAGCAGAAGGAACUGCUUGUGGUAUAAGUAUGUGGUGUCGAAGAGGACAGUGUGUCAAAUAUGGUGAUCAUGGCCCCAAGCCUGUGAAUGGCCAGUGGUCUGCCUGGUCCAAGUGGUCAGAGUGUACUCGCACUUGUGGAGGUGGGGUCACAUACCAAGAAAGACACUGCAAUAAUCCAAAGCCACAGUAUGGGGGCAAAUUCUGCCAAGGUUCCAGUCGUAUUUAUCAGCUUUGUAAUCAUCAGCCCUGUCCAGCAAAUAGCUUGGACUUCCGUGCCCAGCAGUGUGCAGAGUACAACAGCAAACCCUUCCGGGGGUGGUACUACAAGUGGAAGCCAUACACCAAAGUGGAAGAGGAAGACAGAUGCAAAUUGUACUGCACAGCUGAAGACUUCGACUUUUUCUUCGCAAUGUCCAGCAAAGUGAAAGAUGGAACUCUGUGUUCUCCAAAUAAAUAUGAUGUUUGUAUUGAUGGAAUAUGUGAACAAGUAGGGUGUGAUCAUGGACUUGGUUCCAAAGCUGUAUUGGAUGCUUGUGGAGUUUGUAAAGGAGAUAAUUCAACAUGCAAGUUCUUUAAAGGCCAAUACUUGAUCCAGCACAAAGCUAAUGACUACUAUGCCGUGGUGACUGUUCCCGCAGGCGCACGCAGCAUACAGCUGCAGGAGAUACAAGUCUCCACCAGUUACCUCGCGGUGCGCAACCUUGGUAAAAAGUAUUACCUGACAGGAGAUUGGACAAUUGACUGGCCAGGAAAGUUCCCUUUCGCUGGAACAGUUUUUGAUUAUCAACGCUCUUUUAGCCAUCCAGAGAGUCUAUAUGCAGCAGGACCGACUAAUGAGACGCUGGUCUUUGAAAUCCUGUUACAAGGCAAAAAUCCUGGGAUUGCUUGGGAAUAUACUUUUCCCAAAACCAACACUGAAAACAAGACAUCUGUCAGAAAACACAGCUACUCCUGGGUGACGGUGCAGUCUGAGUGCUCAGCUAUCUGUGGUGGUGGACACAUUACAGCAAAAGCAGUUUGUUUAGAAGAUCAUCGUGCACGGGUUAACGCCUCCCUUUGUGGCCCAAGGAUGAAGCCUUUAACUGAAACAAAACUAUGCAACACUAAUCCCUGCCCAGCAUACUGGUCAGCAGGUGAAUGGAGCACAUGCAGCAAAUCUUGUGGAGGAGGGCAGCAAAGUCGUCUCAUUCAGUGCAUCCAGAAAAGGGCAUUCCAAAGAGAGGAGGUUGUUUCCCAUUCCCUGUGUCCUGUCAGCACCCCACCACAGGUGCAGAUGUGCAGUAGUCAUGAUUGCCCACCUGAAUGGAGCCCUGGCCCAUGGUCUCAGUGCUCCAAGACCUGUGGGAGAGGUAUUAAGAAACGGGAUGUCUACUGCAAAAGUACUGGUUCUCCCAAAGUGAAAAUCUUGCCUGAAAGCAUGUGCAGCAGAGACAAUAAACCCGAAUCCCAGCAGACCUGUGUGCUGGGACGCUGUCCCAAAAACGACCAGCUCCAGUGGGUGAUUUCUUCCUGGAGUGAGUGCUCAGCCUCCUGCGGCCCAGGUGUACAAAGGCGAGAGCUGAAAUGCAGCGAGAAGAGCCUCCAUGGGAAAUUGAUCACCUUUCCUCAGAGAAGGUGCAGAAACAUCAAGAAACCAAACACGAACCUGGAAGAAGCUUGUAACAAGGGAGCUUGUCCAUCACAGACAUAUAACAUGGUGUCUGGCUGGUAUUCCUCGCCCUGGCAGCAGUGUACAGUGACCUGUGGAGGGGGAGUGCAGACCCGGAGCGUGCAGUGCCUGCGCCAAGGGAGACCAGCUUCUGGGUGCAUGCCUCAUCAGAAACCAGCUGUCUUGAGAGCUUGCAAUACCAACUUCUGCCCAGUCCCUGUGAAAAGAGAUGAUCCUUCUUGUGUGGAUUUCUUCACUUGGUGCCAUCUGGUGCCUCAGCAUGGUGUCUGUAACCACAAAUUUUAUGGCAAGCAAUGUUGUAAAUCAUGCACAAAGAAGAUCUGAUAGCAGGGUGUUAUCUGAACCCUUCAGUGACAGAAAUCUUUUCUUCAAUUUAUGUUGGAAUUACCUCUGCUUUGAGGCAAGACAUGGUGCCACAUAAGCCACUGAUGGAAGAAACAUUUUUUCUAAGGGAAUAUCUGAGGUACAGUAAUUGUUGGAUAUAUGUUGAAAAAGGAAUGUUUCUUUCUUUUCUUUACUUGCUGACCUCACUAAAGCACAGGGUACUAUGGAUCACUUGAACACUGAGACUCAAGGGGAAGUUCUUCUUUCUUUAGAAGUGUCAUUUUGCACAUGUCACGUGUUAAAAGGAAGAAGUUAAGGCAAGGAAGCCUUUCCUGGCUAAUUUACCAGAAUGCAAAGCAAAGGGAUUGGGAGCUCAAGGAGGAAGGCUGCAGCAUGGCAGCAUG
Messenger RNA from Acanthisitta chloris (rifleman), 3943 nucleotides. RefSeq names its product ADAM metallopeptidase with thrombospondin type 1 motif, 18 (gene ADAMTS18). The record is from RefSeq and is a predicted model, not a curated record. Gene Ontology annotation, biological process: extracellular matrix organization; proteolysis. Gene Ontology annotation, cellular component: extracellular matrix. The annotation marks the transcript as partial. NCBI's taxonomy places the organism in Eukaryota, Metazoa, Chordata, Aves, Passeriformes, Acanthisittidae. Gene Ontology annotation, molecular function: metalloendopeptidase activity. The transcript is spliced from 22 exons.